This is a messenger RNA of Emiliania huxleyi CCMP1516, 1152 nucleotides long. RefSeq lists its product as hypothetical. The record is from RefSeq and is a predicted model, not a curated record. The transcript has a single exon. The coding region runs from base 295 to 987 and encodes 230 amino acids. Lineage: Eukaryota; Haptophyta; Isochrysidales; Noelaerhabdaceae.
CUUGUGUCAUCGACAGUCGGUAUAAUACGACAUGUGGGGCCUCGAAUCCCUCACCACGACCCUCGCGCUGCUCAACGCCUCCGCCCUGACGGAGCAGCUGACGGACGCCGGCGGCGCCACUUUUGCCUUUGCGCACAACUGGACCGAGGCCGGCGACGCCGCAGCCAGCCAGUGGGAGGCGGCGCAGGCCAUCAACUGGACCGAUACCGUGAGCGACUGGCAGCUCACCGCCAGCGACUGGGCGGCCUCCACCACGGGCGGCUUUGCGACGAACUUCACGGCCAACCAGACCGAAUGGGCGCAGUUCAUGGCGGAAUGCUACGGCGUCGAGGGAAGCAAGGCGGCAGCGGCGGCCGUUGCGGGAAACGCUGCCUGCGGCCUCCUCCCCAUCUCCUGCCCCUUCGUCGCCGCCUACAGCCUCUACCAGAACUACCAGGCGGCGGUGGCGCUCAGCAAGGAGGGUGUCGACGGGAUCGACCCAUGCUCGGAAGUGCGCAAGGCGUAUCCGACUGCAGACGCGCUGCUCGCCGCGCCUGCUGCAGCCGCGUCGCAGCCGGCUCGGGCCAGUGCUGCGCAGCUGCUGGCGAUCGUGGCGCUGCCGGUGCUCGCGAUCGGGCUGCUGCGCGACCACCGCAGACGUCUGCUCGCCCACUCAGGCGCGGCAGACUCAGAGAGCAGCCUGGUCUAAACCGCCGCGGCGGUCGCCCCCGCGUCGGCCGGCCGGCGGGUUGGACCGUUUCGCGGUACUCGCAGUCGUCGGGUGAGCCUUACACGGUUCGGUCUUGGCACAGUAUAUUACAAACGAGGAGUGAUUGGGCCCCGGGCAGCGGGGUCCGCAACCGGCCCAACGACCAAGCGCCGGCGACUCGCGCCGAGUGCGACGCGCGAGAGCGUCCAGCGUCGUCAGACGUCAGUCGAGUGGAGAGAGAGAGAGCAGAGAGGCCCCCGGGCAACAACGCGAACGAACAAGACUCUCUCCACGAGUGAGGCCUAAGGCGCAGCAGGCGGUGCGAGGCGCUGCCGCUGAGCCGCGCAGCGCGUGUUGUGCCGCGCCCGGCUGCGCCCUGCGCGCACAGUGCGCGCGUCUCGCACGUAUGCGGCGCGAUGGCAGAGCGAAUUUAACAAUUAUGUGGCGCGUGUGUGCGCGCGGUG